Molecule: messenger RNA, 1428 nt
Organism: Brassica oleracea var. oleracea
Lineage: Eukaryota; Viridiplantae; Streptophyta; Magnoliopsida; Brassicales; Brassicaceae
Exons: 5
Coding region: 210-1205 (331 amino acids)
Biological process (GO): regulation of DNA-templated transcription
Molecular function (GO): DNA-binding transcription factor activity; DNA binding
Source: RefSeq, a predicted model, not a curated record
UCUCUUCCUUCCUUCAAUCUUCUUCUUUCAUCAUCACCUCUCUCUCUCUCUCUCUAAACCAUUCCAUCUUCUCUUUCUAUAAAAUCUCUUCACACAGAUCUGUUCUCAGGUUGUUUCAGCUCACACUCGAACAGGGACAAGUUUGAGUUUUUCUUUCCAAGUUUAAAGAUCGAGACUUUGAACUUAAAAGAUCGAUUUCAUUUUUGUCGAUGGGUUCGUUAGGAGAUGAGCUUAGUCUAGGAUCGAGAAGACACUGUUCGAUGCCGACAAAAAUCUACGGGUUUCCGACAAAGAUCACGAAUGUUAAAAAGCUUGAAGAAGAGAAGAUGAAGAUCCAAGGCAGUGAUCUUGAGCUUCCUCUCUGUUUGCAGAUCCUAAACGAUGCGAUUUCGUAUUUGAAGGAGGAAAGCAAGAGAUGUUCGGAGAUGGAUACUCAACCAUUUUUGAAAGAUUUCAUCUCUGGAGAUGGUCCAUUGCUGAAAAGAGAGGAGAAGAAGCUUCUUCAGCUGUGGAGAGAAGAUGAUCACAUCUCAAACGGAAGAUUCUCAGACACGAACAACAAACUAGAUGAUAUUGAGAUAAAUGAGGAGAAACCUUCAAAUGGCUUAUCUAUGUUGUUGAAGACUCCAGAGGUGGAAACCGGUUUAGGUCUCGGUUUAGCAUCUAGCUCGAUGUUUAACGGAGGAAGAAGAAAAGGGACUGCCUCUUGUGGCUUUACCUCCAACGUCUCUGUGCCACAGCCACCACCAUAUCUUCAGCAGCAAGCGUUGUCGCGGAAGCAAAGAAGGUGUUGGACUCCCGAGUUGCAUCGCCGUUUUGUUGAUGCAUUGCAACAGCUCGGUGGUCCUGGAGUGGCAACUCCAAAACAAAUCAGAGAGCAUAUGCAAGAAGAAGGCUUAACAAAUGAUGAAGUGAAGAGUCAUUUACAGAAGUACCGGUUACAUAUCAGGAAGUCUAAUUCGAAUCUGGAGAAACAAUCAGUAGUUGUUUUAGGGUUUAACUUGUGGAACUCAUCAUCGAAAGAGGAAGAAGAAGGAACCGGUGAAGGAAGAGAAUCAUCAAAGAGAAACAACUCGCAGUCUGAUUCUCCUCAAGGUCCAUUGCACUUACCUUGUACAACAACUACUACAACAACAGGUGGUGAUAGUUGCAUGGAAGAUGCUGAGGAUGCUAAAUCUGAGAGCUUUCAGAUAUGGAGAGAUUGAGAUCUCCAUAAAUCUCAAAAAUCAUUUUUCAAGAACUUCGUUUUUGUUAUUUUGGAUUCACUACUACUGCUAGUAGUAGUUAAAGAGAACAAUAAUUAUAGAAAGGACAUAUAGGUUUAUAUACAUAUAGAAAGUGAGAGAGCAGAAGAGUGAGGAUGGUUCAAACUAUUUUUGUGUACGGCAUUUUUGGUUGGGUUUUAGUAAUAAUCUUUCUAUUUUGUUC